GUCAAAGCUCUCUCGUUAGUCUCAAUCUCUAGAAACUCGGCUGCUUCGGCUUCCACCUUGUUUCCAUCGUCUGCUGAGAAAACAUAAGUGAAGAAAUAGCUGAGAAAUGUUGCGAAACGUGAUGCCUUGGAACAGAAGCAAUCAAAAUGUAGUUGGGUUGUUAACAAGGCAUUUCGCAACGAAACCUAAACCUAAGAUGAAACCCAUCGAGCUGAACACACCACCAGAACAAACUCAGACGAUCACCCGAGUGAUCUUUGAUGUUCUGAAGGAGCAUGGACCUCUCACCAUUGCUGAAACUUGGGAUCGUGUCAAGGAAGUGGGAUUAAGAGGGUUAACGAGCAAGCGGCACAUGAAGAUAAUAUUAAGGUGGAUGCGACAGAGACAGAAGCUGAAGCUAAUAUGUAACCAUGUUGGUCCUCACAAGCAGUUUCUGUACACUACUUGGUUCACUAAACACAACCCUUCUAAAUUCUUUAAGCCUCCGGAAAAUCUCACUGGAAAAUCUUCCGGCCACCCUAAACUUCCAUGAGCCCUCAAUGUUUUUUCUUUUAAUCUUCGUUUCUUACUUUUUAACGUAAUAAAAAUGUCUUUCUUGACAAGUUUCUCUCGAUGUUUAA
Molecule: messenger RNA, 620 nt
Organism: Eruca vesicaria subsp. sativa (arugula)
Lineage: Eukaryota; Viridiplantae; Streptophyta; Magnoliopsida; Brassicales; Brassicaceae
Source: the annotation of a GenBank genome assembly